GCCUCUCACUGAUCACUGCAGUAGUUCAGGCUUCAGCAGCCUUGGAGAAGCAUCAGCUGAGAGGAGCUAUCACAUGGGAGCCAGAGCUGCUCAGCAAAGCUGCUGUGGGGGGCUCCCUCAGGCAUGGCACCAGGGGGCUGGAGGACCGGCCCUGGCGCCAGACCCCCCAGGUGUGUACCAGGACCUUGCCAUGUACUAGCUGUGUGACCUCUGAUGAUUUUACGAGGAAACUGAAGUUCAGAGGACUUGUGGAGUUAAUAAUUCCCAGACCUGGGACUGGAAACCAAAUCUUGUGUUCCUUCUACACCCUGACAGCUCUUACCAUUCUGAGGAGACAAGAAAUCAGGAAAUUUAUAUAAGCAACUUUAAAACUGGGGUGCUAUCCCAGAGCCCAGCAGGACUCUGGGAAAGGGAAGACAGAGGAUUUAGAAUCUCUGGGUAACAGUCCUUGAGAGAGGAGAAGGGUAUGGAGAACAGAGAAAAGGAAGUGGAAAAGGAGCUGGAGACCAUUCAGAAGGUGGGAUGAAUGGGCGAGGCACAUGCACCUCUCUCUUCUGCUUCUUCGAAAUCAUCAAGGCAGAGCCCAGCAGCUUCCUGCCAGGAGAGAUGAGCUCCUGAAUCCUCCAUUACUGGUCUGGUGCUCUGUUGAGAGCAAUUCAGCCCCAACGGCUGGUGAUAGGAGCCUGCCAGAAAGGCUGCAGCAGGAGGCACCAUCUUCCCCCACCUCUCGGCCCCCACAAAAUUGCGAAGCCUGGGCUCGCCAUCCCAGGGUCACUGGACUAGGAUGGGGGAUGGGCCUGUGACAGGAGGUGCCCUGGGUGUCCUCUUUUGGCCCCAUGGAGUCCUCACCCAUCCCCCAGUCAUCAGGAAACUCUUCCACUCUGGGGAGGGCCCCUCAAACCCCAGGUCCCCCUACUGCCAGUGGGGUCCCGGAGGUGGGGCUUCAGGAUGUGGCUUCAGAAUCUGUGGCCCUCUUCUUCAUGCUCCUGCUGGAUUUGAUCGCUGUGGCUGGCAAUGCAGCUGUGAUGGCUGUUAUCGCCAAGACACCUGCCCUCCGAAAAUUUGUCUUUGUCUUCCACCUCUGCCUCGUGGACUUGCUGGCUGCCCUAACCCUCAUGCCCCUGGCCAUGCUCUCCAGCUCUGCCCUCUUUGACCAUGACCUCUUUGGGGAGGUUGCCUGCCGCCUCUACUUGUUCCUGAGCAUAUGCUUUGUCAGCUUGGCCAUUCUCUCGGUGUCCGCCAUCAACGUGGAGCGCUACUAUUAUGUGGUCCACCCCAUGCGCUACGAGGUGCGCAUGACGCUGGGGCUGAUGGCCUCUGUGCUGGUGGGUGUGUGGGUAAAGGCCUUAGCCAUGGCUUCUGUGCCAGUAUUGGGAAGGGUCUCCCGGGAGGAGGGAGCUCCCAGCAUCUCCCCAGGCUGCUCACUCCAAUGGAGCAACAGUGCCUACUGUCAGCUUUUUGUGGUGGUCUUUGCGGCCCUUUACUUCCUGUCGCCCCUGCUCCUCAUCCUUGUGGUCUACUGCAGCAUGUUCCGAGUAGCCCGGGUGGCUGCCAUGCAGCACGGACCACUGCCCACAUGGAUGGAGACACCUCGGCAACGCUCUGAGUCCCUCAGCAGCCGCUCCACUAUGGUCACCAGCUCAGGGGCCCCCCAGACCACCCCGCACCGGACGUUUGGGGGAGGGAAGGCAGCAGUGGUCCUCCUGGCUGUGGGGGGACAGUUCCUGCUUUGUUGGUUGCCCUACUUUUCUUUCCAUCUCUAUGUUGCCCUGAGUGCCCAACCCAUUUCAACUGGGCAGGUGGAGAAUGUGGUAACCUGGAUUGGCUACUUCUGCUUCACUUCCAACCCUUUCUUCUAUGGAUGUCUCAACCGGCAGAUCCGGGGAGAGCUCAGCAAGCAGUUUGUCUGCUUCUUCAAGCAGACGCCAGAGGAGGAGCUGAGGCUACCGAGCCGGGAGGGCUCCAUUGAGGAGAACUUCCUGCAGUUCCUUCAGGGUACUGGCUGUCCUACAGAGUCCUGGGCUUCCCAGCCCCUACCCAGCCCCAAGCAGGAACCACCUGCUGUUGACUUUCGAAUUCCAGGUCAGAUAGCUGAAGAGACUUCUGAGUUCCUGGAGCAACAACUCACCAGCGACAUCAUAAUGUCGGACAGCUACCUCUGUCCUGCCCCCUCACCUCGGCUGGAUUCGUGAUGGGCUGCUGGACACUUGGAGGGAGAUGGGCUUGGGGCUGGUUAUGACUGCAGGGAACACCUUGUGGAAUUACCUUUCCCAGCCAGCUGGGGCUGGGGCUGGGGUCUCUGCACACAGCUUUUACUUAGUGUUUUCUGGGUCAGGAGCCAACAGGAUGGAUGUGUGCCAAAGCCUUGGACAUGGCUGUGAUCCUUGACUACUGGGGGAGGGAACCUGGUGAGAUGAUAACGAGAGUAAAGGAUCAUGAAGGUGAGAUGAUGCCUUUCAACCAGUGAACUUUCCAUGCAUCAGGGAUCAGGGAAAUUCUCAGGAUAGAAGUUGGAGGAUAUAGGGCAGCAGGCCAGGUUUGGAGUUAUUCUGUGGACCCUUUAAGAUAUUUCAUUUUUCAGUGUUGUUGUCCAGGGCAGUAAUUUCACCCAAACAAGGAUUGGCCUCCCUGAUCUCUCUCCUCAUGGCAGUGACCCACCUCCAGCCCCCUGGACAACCGGGUACAAAGACUAAGGUUGGGAUGGGAAUGGUGGGGUUUCCAUAGUCCAUUAAAUGCCUCUCUACUCCCAUUCACAGUUCUCAAAAUUUAGCUUCAAUAACAAAGACUCAACUCUCUCUCCUAUCUGCAGCCCUGGGUUGGAGAGAGGGCAUAGGAGUUGGGCUCAGCUGUUCAUUGAGACUGUAGGAACUGUCUUGGUCUUGGUGGUGGUAUUUUCAAGGGAGGGGUAAUAAUUGCAAACUGGAUAGGACACCCACCUGGGACUACCUGUCCAUCCACUUCCCCCACUUGAAUCAGGUAACAUUAAAAUAAGGUCAAGGCAGGACCAGAGGGUGGUGUGGUCUAUAUUUGAACACAUUCCCAGCUCUUUGGGUAUCAAAGGGGAAGACGGGCUGGUGGGAGUGGGAUAGUUUCCCCUUUGAACAGCCAAUAAAUAAUUUUUAUUAUAAAAGCUACACUGAUAUUAACAUUGACUCCUUCAGUUCAAUGAAGUAUAUAAUAGCUGGAUGGCCAAUAUUCUCUGGGAUCCACACAGAGGAUGAGGCAUCACUGCCUUCAAGGAGUUCAUAGUCUAAUCUGAUCAGGCAUCUUGUACUUUUAGAGCAUUUACAUCUGGUAAUGCACUAUAGAAUAUGUGUUGAGAAAUAUACUGGAGAAUGUUUAUGCUUCUAUCUUCUGAGUUCAGUACAUUGCAGCAAGAUACCUACAUGGAGGCUUCCUACAGAUUGUGGAAAGUGUGGGGGUUGUAAAUGAAACUCUAGUUGAAGAAAAUAUUAACUGAAGCUGGGCAAAUAGCUUUCCACCUUUAGAUCUAGGAAACUUUCCAGGUUUCUGUCUUCCCACUAGACUUACUCUAGUCCAGGACCUAUUACGUUGAGGAAAUCUCUUAGCAUAUAACCCAGGAGAGUCUUUGUGACUGAAAAAUGUUUUCUCUCCCCUCCCCUUGUAAGAGGAAUGUCAUUCCUAGAUAGGGGAAAACUUCCAAACAUCACUCAUCAGCUAGCAGGUCUUAAGCAUUGCCAGCAGAUGGCAGUUGAAUCCAGUAGAAAUAGGGAAGGAGAAGGUUUGAGACAGGGGAAAGGGGAGAGGGGAGGGCAUUAAACAUUGCUUGGCAGCCAUUUUGUUAAUUUAUUUUGCCUUUUCCUUGACUUUGCCCUCCAACCCUUCCUUUUUAAGUGCAAGGAUAUCUCUGAUUCAGGCUGAAAUUUCCUGAUUAUAUGAUCUCAGGAUUUUAUUACAGAAUUGACAUUUGCUGGUUCAUUUGCCAUUUAUUUUUCCCUGUGCAGAUCA
Messenger RNA from Manis javanica (Malayan pangolin), 3969 nucleotides. RefSeq names its product G protein-coupled receptor 61 (gene GPR61). Gene Ontology annotation, molecular function: G protein-coupled receptor activity. The record is from RefSeq and is a predicted model, not a curated record. Gene Ontology annotation, biological process: G protein-coupled receptor signaling pathway. Lineage: Eukaryota; Metazoa; Chordata; Mammalia; Pholidota; Manidae. Gene Ontology annotation, cellular component: plasma membrane; signaling receptor complex; endosome.